GACACUGUGAACGGAUAUUUGAUAAAAUAUCAAUAUACAGUAGAGUUUGUUUUAAAAAAAAAGAUAAAAUGCACAUAAAGUACGCGUGGUAUGUAUGGAAUGGUUCGUUUAGUAGUUGGCUUGGGGAAGAAGCAAAGCAAGAGACGAAGCGAGGUUGUUAACCGAGUAGGAACGGUUAGGUGGACCCCCGUCCCAGUGCGGUCACCUCUUCGUCUUGUUUAUCCUUUCUCAAACCAAACGAACUACCUUCCAAGUUAGAGCCCGGCAGAGAGGAGAGAGGAGAGAGGAGAGAGGAGAGAGAUUUCUGUUUUGUUCUGUUACGAGGUCUCUGGGGAUUAAGUAGGCAGUUGGAGGGGAGUUCGGUGGAGCAGGCGAAGGAGAAGGAGAGCGGAGAUGGAGCUACGCGAUGAGUACCAGAAGCUGGUUCAUGUAAUGAUGAACACUCCGAGGGUGGCGAUCGACAAUGCGGUGUCUCCGACGGCAACGGUGGUGAAGGUAAACAGCGCCCGGAAGCGGGGAAUGCUUCUGGAGGCCGUGCAGGUGCUAACGGACCUCGACCUUAGCAUCCAGAAGGGCUAUAUCUCCUCCGACGGCUGCUGGUUCAUGGACGUUUUCCACGUCACGGACGAGAGCGGACACAAACUCCUCGACCCCGCGCUACUCUCCCGUAUUGAGCGAACCCUCGGCGGGGAGACCUUAUUGGCGACGGAUGGAGCAGAUUGUCAGGACGGCUCCGGUUUGGCGGGCCUAACGGCGAUGGAACUCACCGGCACCGACCGCCCUGGCCUCCUGUCGGAGGUAUUCGCCGUGCUCCGGGACUUGGAGUGCAACGUGGUGGAGGCUAAGGUGUGGACUCACAACACAAGGAUUGCCUCCCUUAUCUUCGUGAAGGACCUCCACUCAGGAUCCCCGAUAGAGGACGGCCAACGCGUUCACCGGAUUGAAUCCCGACUCCGCCACGUUCUGCGCGGCGACCACGACGUCCGCAGCGCUAAGACCACCGUUUCCUCCCCCACCCUAACCCACUCUGACCGCCGCCUUCACCAACUCAUGUUCGCGGACCGCGACUACGAGCGCGUAUCCAGUACCGGCUACCAAGCAUCCUCCUCUUCCUCGCAGUCAAAGCCGUCAGUCUCUGUUCAAAACUGUGAAGAACGCGGCUACUCAGUGGUCAAUGUUCAAUGCUGCGACCGCCCCAAGCUCCUGUUCGACGUUGUCUGCACGAUCACCGACAUGGAUUAUGUCGUCUUCCACGGCACUCUCGGCGUCGACGCCGAUCGAGCCUAUCAGGAAUUCUACAUUCGUCACAUAGACGGCGGUCCAAUAAGCUCCGAAGCUGAGCGACUACGAGUAAUCCAAUGCGUGCAAGCUGGCAUCGAGCGCAGAGCCUCCGAGAUCUCCGCCCAAAUCAAACAGGGAGUCUGGCUAGCCCUGUCCAUGCCGGACAGGCGGGGCUUGCUCGCCGAAGUAACUCGCAUCUUCCGCGAGAACGGGCUCUCCGUAAGGCGGGCGGAGAUCACGACUAGGGACGGCGAGGCGAAGAACGAAUUCUGCGUCACCGACACCGGCGGGCAGCCGCCGGACUGCUGCGCCAUCCACUCCGUCAUCGAGAAGAUUGGCGAAGAGCACCUCACAUUGAACGAGCAAAAGGCGCCGUGGUCGUGCGCCCGGCAGCCACCAGCGGCCGAGGCGGUCGGUGCUUUCAAUUUAGGGAACCUCGUGAAGAGGAAUCUCUACUACCUCGGCCUGGUCAGAUCAUGUUCUUAGCCCUGCGAGGAAGCACCGUCUCCAUCACAUGCGCAGCAGGCACUUUGCUUGCUCGUGGAAAAGAUUAGUAGUCAGCGUACACAUGGUGUGUUGCACGUGAUUUGUGCAGAUAAUGGUGGAUAGAGAGUUAAAGCUGUUAAGCCGUAGCUCUGGAGUCUUGGCCAGCAAUAGACAGAAAGGUCGAGGGAACUAUAUUAUUAGCAACAUUGGGAAAGCAAAUGGUGGUUUGCAGCAGUCGCAGAAUUGCUCAGGUAUUAGUGGGAUUAAUUAUUAGUAGGGUACUUUUAUGACUCACUGAGGGCAUGUUUUUUUCUGAUUAGUUGGUCAUUCACUUAGGUUUAUGUUUAUUAGGAUGAAUGAAACUUUCUUCGUGGAAAGCCAGAUUUUGAGGUGUCUUCCAUUUUUGUUUACUCUGACCUGAUAAGAAUGAAAGGGAAGCCAAGGCCUUUCCGCUAAAGCAAAAAGGUUUCAGAAUGCUAUCUUCUAAAAUAGUGGGAUAAUUGAACUCGCUUGUGAACCUUAAUGAACACACCUCUGGACAUCGGGAAAAAUGAUUCCCCUGCCACGCUAACAAAUUUAAGCAAAGUGAAAUGCUCAGCAACUCGAGCAUCUUUGCUCGACUACUUAAGUACCUUGCUCUUCUCAUCAACUCAUAGGAUUUGGUUGUUCGAGUUUCUCUACUGACUCAGCAGCGAAUCCCCCAUGUGACGCAACCACGGGGUGUUGGAAAUUAAAACAAUUCUUGGAACCAUAUUCUUUACUUUUCGUUGGAAACUGAACUUGGAACUAUAUCAUCCUGGAAGAACAGGAGAUCUAUUUGAAACUGUAGUGGGAUUUAAUGGUUUUAGUCUUUUUAUAAUUUAUGUUUUCAAUGGUUGAUUACUUCAUUAAAGAGUAAGUCUAGAUUAAUAUUUAAAGGGAUGAACCCUAAGCAUUUAUAAUCUAAGAGAUUAAGUCUUAAGUUUUCUUUUCUCUGUUUCUAUUUUUUGUGGUCUUCAUUUCUAAAGCAAUUUACUUUUUUAGUUGUCUUUCUCCAUAUUUUUUUUAACGAUGAUUCUAAUUUUUAUAUGAUAUCAGAGUCAUAGGGUUGGUUCUAGUAUAUCUGUGAGUCUGUGACAAGAUCCCUUGGUGGAUGAUUCAAUCGGGGUCUAAAAAAAUCGAUUCAAGUGGGCAUGUUGUAUGGAGGACUUGUAUGGAGUCUUAUUUUCUUGAUGAAAAUUUAUAAUAUAUUAUCGAUGGAGGAAACAUUGUUGAUCCAGACAAUAUACCAGCAAAUGCUGAGAAUUUCAAAAAGUGAAAGCAACAAAAAGCAAAGGCUGAGUUUAUUCUAAACAGAAAAGUAUCUCUUGGCCUGUUUUUAUCAUAUUUUGAUCAGCUCAAGAAAUCUAGCAAACUCUUGAUCGAUUAUUCAACAAAUUUUGGAGAAUGACCUUACAAAUACUAUACAAGGCAAUCUUUCUAUAUCAGAGUAUUUUAUGAGGAUUAAAAAUGUAUGUUUGGAAAAUUCUCCUUUAAAUCCAGAAGAAACAAUUUCUUAAGGUCGUAUAUGGAGAAAUAUCAUUCGAGGAUUGAAGUCAGAAUCUAUUCCCUUUAUUACGUCAAUACAAGGGUGGGCUCAACAAUCGUCUUUGGAGGAGUUAGAGAAGCUUUUAUCAUCACAAGAGUCACUAGCUAAGCAAAUGGCUAGUAUUUCUAUCAAAGAAGUGGGAAGUGCUCUUGUAGCAAUAAAGAAAAGCUUUAAGGGAAAAGGAUAUCAACGCAACUCAACUCCAUAUAAAGAGGAAGAAGACUCUUCUAAUAUCACAGAAAAGGAGAUUUUAAAAUGCUAUAGAUGAGGUAAAAUAGGGCAUAUUAAGAAAUUUUGCCGAACCAAGUUAAAUGAAGGUAAUGUUACUGAAUCAGAAAAAAUUGAAAAGGAAGAAGAUUGAAGAAAGUGCUUUAUGACAGAAACACAAAGUAUAGGUGUCAUGACUAUCAUAAAUUUUGAGAAUGACUGUAUUAUAGAGUCUGGUUAUGGGCAUUAUCUUACUGGAGAUAAAUCUAAAUUUUCCUGCCUUCAAUAAUACAAUGAUUCUGUUGCCAUUGUAACAGCAGAUAACACAGUUCAUCAUGUGGAGAAUAAGGUACUAUUGCCAUCAACCAAAAGCAUAAAAGAUUCGAUUACACUUGAUGGUGUGUUUCAUGUUUCUAGGUAGGAAGAUUUUUUUUUUCAAUUGCAAAUGUUGUAGAUACUGAAAACUUGUGUUUUUGGCCCAAAAGAUGUGAAGUUUAAUUUCUUCGAAAUAUCAAGGAGCU
Messenger RNA from Zingiber officinale, 4062 nucleotides. RefSeq names its product ACT domain-containing protein ACR8-like. The coding region runs from base 394 to 1767 and encodes 457 amino acids. The record is from RefSeq and is a predicted model, not a curated record. The transcript is spliced from 4 exons. NCBI's taxonomy places the organism in Eukaryota, Viridiplantae, Streptophyta, Magnoliopsida, Zingiberales, Zingiberaceae.